This is a messenger RNA of Symbiodinium pilosum, 263 nucleotides long. The record is from the annotation of a GenBank genome assembly. Lineage: Eukaryota; Dinophyceae; Suessiales; Symbiodiniaceae.
GCGUCAAACGCUGCUAUUGUCACCAGCUCUAUGGCAAGGAACAGAAGUGGGGCUGCAGAUGGUUUCAGAUGUGGGCGGAAAACACGCGUCGAGCCCAGGAAGCCAAGUGUUCCCUCGUCGUCAUCACCAAGGAAGACAAAAGUCUCGGCAAUUCGCAGAAGGGUGAGGUUGCCUUUUUGGAAAACUCGGGUUACAAAUACGAAGCUGUGACCGUGCGUGACUUUGUAGACUCGUUCCUGAAGGAAGCGCGAAGUGGUGAGGAG